GUCAUGUCUGUGUGUAUCGUUGUCUCAGUAACCAUCUAUGGCACCUGGGACGACCUCCGACAUAUCGGCUCGCAACGGCUCUACCGGACGCAGCAUACUGGGAACUCGAGGGAAGCGGCCUUAUACUGACUCGGAAUGUCAGAGCGACGUCUGUUCGGAUGGCAGUAGGACUGGAGAGGAUGGAAAAGUCACAAUCGCACUACAAUGUCGCUGCUGACGGCAUUCUUCCGAUGACUGCUGCGUUUCGCAUGGCCUUGGAUCGGCACCAUCGCUGGCGGCCGCUGAGAACGCAGGUGAGCACCCGUGCCUGCCGGCUUCUCAAGCAAAUCCGGAGCUGGCGAUCGUGUGCGGACUGAGCUUAACGAACGGGUCGUGCGCGCACCCGCAGGUGAGUGCACGUAAAGGCGGGUCACAACUCACCCGCAGAUCGUCAGAAAUGGCACUGCGCGGCCGCCGACGGGCGCGAUGCUACCUUCUUGCUGGAGCUCGCCGACUUCUGCUCGCUCUCCGCACUCCGACACGGGCACAGCUUUCUGUACCCGUCUUUGCACGCGGGACGGAUGCUGUCAGUGUUGACGAGGGAGUGUCGUAAACCCGAAGACACUUACGUCUCUAUCACAUUAUAGAGCAUCAAACAAGCUACUUGUUCAGGGAAGCUAGGAGCCUCAAUGCGAUGCAAUUCAGGUUGGUCAAACAAGCUCAGGUGGGAUUGCCCAUCCGAGGUGGCCCCGCCCGCGUCCACUUAGCUCUAAACGAAAAACUGAUCGAUUGGUGUUCAUCCAUCGCCAGUUGUCGUAAGAUGCAUGGACCGUCACAUGGUUGUCAACUCUUAUGCCCGAAGU
Dichomitus squalens LYAD-421 SS1 is the source of this 842-nucleotide messenger RNA. RefSeq lists its product as uncharacterized. The coding region runs from base 437 to 592 and encodes 51 amino acids. The record is from RefSeq and is a predicted model, not a curated record. NCBI's taxonomy places the organism in Eukaryota, Fungi, Basidiomycota, Agaricomycetes, Polyporales, Polyporaceae. The transcript is spliced from 2 exons.